AUGUCGGGGUUUCUGAAGUCGUCUGGUGGCUUGGUGACGCACUCGAUGUUGUUUUCGCAGAGUUUGGAGAAGUUGAAGGCGAAGGGGUUGCUGCCGCGCCAGUUUGACGUGGGGUUGUUGGCGCCGGACGGGACGGAGUUGGUCUUGUCGUACUCGAUAGAGCAGUCGGUGGUGGAGUUUUUGUCGAGGAAUUUGCUGCAGCUGUCGAAUCAUUUCGAGCCGGAGGUGAUCACGUACGGACUGGUGAGUGAGGAGGCGGACGAGGUGUUGAAGACGAAGGAUUACUUGAUAAGCUCGAGGUAUGUGAGGGGCUGCCUCAAGGAGAAGCGGAUGCCCAGGUUUAAGGGGACGAGGCAGGCGAUGUACGACUCGUUGCAGUACAAGAGACAGAGUGAGUUGAAGGUUUGCGGCGUGUUGGGGGCGGAGGGUGGGGCGAGCCGGCAGAGGGAGGCGUUUGCGGUGCGGUUUGCGGUGCAGGGGAGGGAGGUGGUGGUGGAGAAGGUGCUGAGGGAGCACUCGAUAUUGAAGGUGAAGUGCGAGGCGGCGGCGGCGGCGAACACGGAGGCGUUCAACGCGGGGACGUUGCAGAAGUACAUUUUGAAGGUGCCGGGGGCGCAGUUCAUUACGGACGAGUCUGGGGAGGUGGGGUCGUUGCCGUACGUGAGGAAUUGCCUGAUAAGGAGUCGGGUGCCGGUGUUCGCGGUAUUGGACAAGACGUCGAAGGAGGUGAGGGGGAUAAAGAAGAACAAUUUGGAGAUUGGGUCGUUGUUGGGUCGUCCGAUAUCGUGGUUGCAGCAGGACGGGGAGGUGACGUCGUUUUGCCAGAGCAUGGCGCUGUUUCGGUACGAGCACUACGCGCAGCGAGCGAGGGCGUCGGGGGGGGAGGUGGCGUCGAGGAGCGGGUUGACGGUGCACACGGGGGAGUUCAUAGCGCCGGAGAACGGGGCGAAGACGCUGAUCAACUUGAGUUUGGAGUUGUUGCAGAUGAGGAAGACGAUAGCGGCGGACGAGAAGGACACGGCGGACGAGAUAAUAGAGCGCUGCGUGCAGAGGUAUUACAUAAACACGGGGAAGACGGUGAGGGGGGCGGGGGAGUUUUUGCUGAAGGCGAGUGGGUUGGCGGAGUACAUUUACGGGAGCACGCUGUUUCACUGCUUUGACUACGUGCGCGAGUGCAUAGUGAAGAAGAGGGCGUCGAGGAACGAGGAGGAGGCGUUUGAGACGGAGCACCAGUUGUCGUUGAUAGAGGACCCGAAGACGGAUUACUGCCACGAGGAGGUGAGCGUGAUGAGGAGGGAGUUGGGGGAGUUGAGGUGCAUGUCGGUGUGGGACGUGGAGAGGGAGUUUAGGUUUCGGGUGAUAGGGGUGGAGAACAUUUCGCACACGUCGAACGAGUUUGUGUUGGCGUACGGGUCGUUAGGCGGGGCGUCGAGCAGGGCGCUGGGGUCGUUGGACGAGGUGCCGGCGUACUUGUACGUGACGGCGGAGUUGUGCCACGGGGAGGAGGUGAUAGACGUGCCGUGGAGGUCGGGGGUGGUGCCGGCGUCGGCGAAUCCGAGGUGGUACGAGUGGGCGGAGUUUUCGAUAAGGGUGAGGGACUUGCCGAGGGCGGUGAAGGUGUGCGUGACGUUGUGGGUGUCGAAGAGGGCGCAGCCGUCGGGGGUGGACGUGCCGUUGGCGUGGGUGAAUUGGUUGUUGUUCAAUUACAGUCACGAGUUGGAGACGGGGAUGAAGACGUACAACAUGUGGUUGGGGGGGAGGGCGAAUCCGAUAGGGGCGUGCGUGGAGAACGGGGAGGCGAAUCCGAUGAUGUUGUACGUGGAGUUGGAGGAGUACCAGUUGCCGGUGGUGUUUCCGUCGUCGUACGAGGGGGGGGAGGGGGCGGGGGGGGAGAGGCCGGUGAUGAGGCCGUGGGAGGAGAGUCGGUUGAACAGGGUGGUGGAGUCGGACCCGCUGAGCAAGUUGUCGAUGGAGGACAAGCACAUGUUGUGGAAGUACAGGGAGCAUUGCAAGAAGAUGCCGAGGGCGUUGCCGAAGUUUUUGGCGUCGGUGCCGAUGUACGACGGUGGGUGCGUGAGGGAGAUGCACAGGUUGCUGGGGGAGUGGGCGAGGAUGGAGCCGAUAGACGCGUUGGCGUUGUUGGACGCGAAGUACGGGGACGUGAGGGUGAGGGAGUACGGGGUGAGCAGGUUGAUGGAGUUGGUGAACGAGGAGUUGUUCGAUUACAUGUUGCAGUUGGUGCAGGUGGUGAGUUACGAGCCGUACCACGACACGGUGUUGGCGAGGAUGUUGUUGAGGUUGGCGUUGGACAACCAGUUCAUAGGGUUUCACUUUUUUUGGUACUUGAAGAGUCAGUUGCACGUGAGGGAGACGUUCGUGAAGUACUGUUUGUUGUUGGAGGUGUACUUGCAGGGGAUAGAGUCGAGUCGAGUGUUGUUGUCGAGGCAGAGCGAGAUGGUGCAGAGGUUGGUGGGGAUUUCGAACGCGAUCAAGACGUUGAAGGACAGCGAGAGGCUGGGGCUGUUGAGGGAGGAGUUGUCGAAGAUAAGUUUUCCGCCGGAGGGGGUGUGCAUUCCGCUGAAUCCGCGGGUGAUCGUGAAGGGGUUUUGCAUUGAGAAGUGCCGGUACAUGGAUUCGAAGAAGUUGCCGCUGUGGCUGGUGUACACGAACGGGGACGUGAAGGGGGAGGAGCAGCACGUGAUUUUCAAGAGCGGGGACGAUUUGAGGCAGGACAUGUUGAUUUUGCAGAUGAUUCGGAUAAUGGAUCAGUUGUGGAAGAAGGCGGGGUACGACUUCAAGAUGAAUCCGUACCGGUGCAUUGCGACGGGGAACGGGGUGGGGAUGAUAGAGGUGGUGCUGAAUUCGACGACGACAGCGUCGAUAACGAGGACGGCGGGCGGGGCGACGGCGGCGUUUCGAGAGGACCCGAUAGCGAAUUGGAUUCGGGAGUACAACCCGACGGAGGCGGGGUACCGGGCGGCGGUGGAGAACUUCAUUUUGAGUUGCGCGGGGUACUGCGUGGCGACGUACGUGUUGGGGAUAGGGGACCGGCACAACGACAACAUUAUGAUUACGAAGGACGGGAAGUUGUUUCACAUAGACUACGGUCACUUUUUGGGGAAUUUCAAGAAGAAGUUUGGGGUGAAGCGAGAGAGGGCGCCGUUCGUGUUCACGCCGGACUUUGCGUACGUGAUGGGUGGGAAGGACGGGAAGAAUUUCGCGAGGUUUUUGGAGUUGUGUCAGAGGGCGUACAAUUUGUUGAGGAGGCAUUCGGGGAUAUUCAUCAACAUGUUUUCGAUGAUGGUGUCGACGGGGAUACCGGAGUUGCAGACGACGGAGGACAUACAGUAUUUGCGGGACGCGUUUUCGCUGGACCUGAGCGACGAGCAGGCGGCGGCGAAGUUCACGCAGUUGAUAUACGAGAGCAUGCACACGCGGACGACGAGGAUCAACAACGCGAUACACAUUUUGGCGCACUGA
This is a messenger RNA of Schistocerca gregaria, 3480 nucleotides long. Its product is annotated as phosphatidylinositol 3-kinase 1-like. Gene Ontology annotation, molecular function: 1-phosphatidylinositol-3-kinase activity; 1-phosphatidylinositol-4-phosphate 3-kinase activity. The record is from RefSeq and is a predicted model, not a curated record. The transcript is spliced from 3 exons. The coding region runs from base 1 to 3480 and encodes 1159 amino acids. Lineage: Eukaryota; Metazoa; Arthropoda; Insecta; Orthoptera; Acrididae. Gene Ontology annotation, cellular component: plasma membrane; phosphatidylinositol 3-kinase complex; cytoplasm. Gene Ontology annotation, biological process: phosphatidylinositol 3-kinase/protein kinase B signal transduction; cell migration; phosphatidylinositol-mediated signaling.